This is a messenger RNA of Mesocricetus auratus (golden hamster), 2873 nucleotides long. RefSeq names its product V-set pre-B cell surrogate light chain 3 (gene Vpreb3). Lineage: Eukaryota; Metazoa; Chordata; Mammalia; Rodentia; Cricetidae. The transcript has 2 exons. The coding region runs from base 928 to 1299 and encodes 123 amino acids. Gene Ontology annotation, biological process: immunoglobulin production; immune response. The record is from RefSeq and is a predicted model, not a curated record.
GAAGCAAAUAUAUAUGUAUGUAUGUAUGUAUGUAUGUAUGUAUAUACAUGUACAUGCAUACAUAGGUACACACAUGUUCUACUUAGAGUAUAAUUUCUACAGCAAACAGAACUAACCAGUUCCUUGGGAGGUUGUACUAGUUUCCCAUCACUGUAACAACUGAGAUAAUCAGCUCACAGAGGAGAGGUCGAUCCUAGCUCCUAGGUUUGGAGUUCAGGCAACGGCACCAUUGUUUCUGGGCCUGUCUUGCAGGGCGUCACGGCAGAGAGCAUGGUGUAGAACACAGUCAUGGCCGGCCACGUAGCAAGAGAGAAGAAUCUGCCCGCUAAGGCCAUAGUCUUCUCGAUCUGAGGACGUCCCACUAGGCCUUUACCUCCCAACAGUGUCGAGCCGGGGACACCUGAAACCUUUUUGAGGACAUUCUAGAGAGCAGUGGUCCUCACCCUUCCUAAUGCUGUGACCCUUUAAUACAGUUCCUCAUGCUGUGGUGACCCCCAACCAUACAAUUAUUUCUGCUGCUACUUCAUAACUAUAAUUUUGCUGGCAUUAUGAAUUAUAAUAUAAAUAUCUGUUUUCUGAUGGUCUUCAGUGACACGCUGUGAAAGGGUCAGGACCCACAGAUUGAGAACCACUGUUCUAGUGGCUAGAUACUGUUAGUGACUACAAAAGAGUUUGAGGGGCUCUCUGGGGAAUCCCAGCUUCUUGGAACUGGGUGUGAAGGCUGCUGAACUUCUGCUGUCCCGCAGGCUGUGUUGUCAGUAGGGGAGAGAGGGCCUGACACACCCCGACGACACGCCCUCCCCUCUUCAAUCGGUUGGCUGAUUUACAUGCUCUAUUGUGGUCCAGAGGCUUCUCCAUUCCUGUACCACACAGCACUCAGAGCACAGCAGAACAGAGCAACUCCGGGACAGCCUUCUGCCUCUGGCCAUGGCCUGCCCUGGUUGCCUGCCUCUCCUCCUGACUGGAGCCUUCUUGGCAGUCUUCCAGCCCACCCUGAGCCAUCCUGAGGCAAUGCUGGUCUUCCCAGGCCAAGUAGCUCAGCUCAGCUGCACAGUCAACUCCCAGCAUGCCACCUCGGGGGGCUUUGGUGUGUCUUGGUAUCAGCAGCGCCCGGGCAGUGCUCCCCAGCUCCUCUACUACCACUCGGAAGAGGAGCACUACCGGCCCGAUGACAUUCCUGACAGGUUCUCUGCUACCACGGGUGUGGACCGCAGUAUCGGUGUGCUGACCAUCAGCCCUGUGCAGCCGGAAGACGAUGCCGACUACUUUUGCUCCAUUGCCUAUAACUUCGAUCCCUAGGUCUGGGGUACUGGAUGAAUGUCUUCUGUGUGUCCCCUACUUCUGCCCUGGCCUUGGACCGCUCUUUUUCCUCUGAGUCUUGCUUUUCUCCCUCUGCAAUAUGAGCUGAUAACAUUCAACAUCCAACCACAGUCAUGAUGACCCCGAGGAAAACAAAAAAGACAAAUCAGAGGACAUGGGAGUUGGAUUCUCAUGAUGGCUGUCAAAAGAGGAAACACCUGAGACUCUGAAGGAACUCGGCUCAGCCUUGCCCCUAUCCCCAGGGGUUUAGCUUGGUGGCUGACCUUCCAGUGACCUCAUGAACUGAAGGAAGAGAAAAAGGAACUAACUUUGUACCCAUCCUGCCAGCUCCACAUGGCUGAUUGUGGCCCAACGCUCGUUGUUCUUGGGUGGCUGGUCCCCAUGGGGUUCGUGCUGAUGGUUUGGGGGCGGGGCAGCUCCUGCUGCUCCCCUCAAGUCUCUGGCCAGGGGCAGGUGUUCUCUGAAGGGCCCCUGAGGGCCAGGGAUGGGGACAUUGAAAGUGGCUGACAGCUCAUGCAGCUCCCUCCCCUCAAAGACAGUGUGUUCUACUGCCCCCCCCCCGGAAGCUUUCCCACAGAUGGGUGACCACACCUGAGGAGUCACCGGCCAACGGGUGGCACAAUUAACUGUAGGGCCAGCCUUGCUGUGAGAAGCUGAACUGAGUGGCAUUGGAGCCUUCAGAAAGAUCCCUGAGCCGGUGUGGUGGCACAUGGCUUUCAUCCCCAAACUCGGGUGGGUCUCUGUGACCUGACAGCCAGCCUGGUCUGCAUAGGGAGCUGCAGACAGCCAAGGAUAGAUAGUGAGACCUUGUCUUGAACCAAAACAAAAUUCCUGGGCUGGGGUUCCAGAUCAGCGAUAGAAUAUUUGCCUGGUAUGAAAGAUGUCCCUGGGCUCAGUCCCCAGGAUAGCAAAGGCAAACACACAUAAUCACCUCCCCCCCAGUCAUACCCAGGGUGCGGUUAUGUAUACCUUUAAUCCCUGUACUGGGGAGGCAAAGGCAGGCGGAUCUCUGUGAGUUCGAGGCCAGCCUGGUCUACAUAGUAAGUUCCAAGACAGCCAGGGAAGAAACCGAACCCUGUCUCAAAAAACAAACAAACAAACAAACGCCUCAUAUCUGGAGGUGAGCACCUAGCUGCAGCGUUUGGAGGAUCCAGAGUCCCAGGAGGGGCCAGUUUACAGUCUUGACUAUCUUGGGGCCCUUCAACCUUUAAUCCCCCUUCAUCUCCUUGUGGUCUUAUGUGGGCGGCUGGAGCGCAGAGGGGGGCAGGUAGGACAGGCAAGGCCAGGGUUACCCUGGAAAGGAGGAGCCUCAGGGGAGGUACAGCAGUCAUCUGAGGCUCUAGACUCGGCUUUACCAACCUCAGUAUUUUCCCAUGCACUCUGUCCAACGCGGGCUCCCCUCUACUCUCCCCACCCGCCGGAACGCAGCCACACCACCCUGCCAAACUGCAGCCUGGCUCAGCAGCAGGAGCACAGAUGCUGAGACCUCCGUGAAGACUAGAGUGGUCCCGGAAGUGCUCACUGACACGGAGGCGGGGUGGGAGACGGCGAGA